Molecule: messenger RNA, 793 nt
Organism: Carya illinoinensis
Lineage: Eukaryota; Viridiplantae; Streptophyta; Magnoliopsida; Fagales; Juglandaceae
Exons: 3
Coding region: 150-611 (153 amino acids)
Biological process (GO): positive regulation of cell population proliferation; positive regulation of gene expression; cell differentiation
Molecular function (GO): growth factor activity
Source: RefSeq, a predicted model, not a curated record
CUAGGGAAUGGAGAAAGGGGUAAGGGUCGGAAACCUAGCUUUGACCAGGGUCUGGACUAGUCUAUAAAGAUGCAACUUCUCUUUCACUAAUUCCUCUCCUUUGUUGCUCAACGAACAAACAUAUAUACCAAAGAAGAAAGGACAGAACAAUGUCCAUAAGGGUCGUUAGCUUUAUACUUAUGUUCCUGAUGCUGCCUGUAAGAGACUAUCGAUCUUUUGCACAAACUGAAGCUCCGGGCGGCCAAGCAGUACUGAUUCCUGAAAGGCGUGAGCUGCCAACUGCAGGAAGAAGAAGUACUCGUAUGAAUGUUGAAGAGAAAAUCUACGGCGGUGUUCCAGCUGAGGCUGAAGUACUUGGAAAAGGGCUUGGAUCAGGAAGGAAAAUGAUGAUUAAAAGGGAUAUGGGACUGGUGAAAGACGAGGGUUUGAAAGGAGACGAUUUGACGAUUAAAGGUACUGCAGCCAAUUCUGUUGGUAUUCAGAAUAGAAGCUGUAAAUUGCGAAUAAGAGCAGUUCCUCGACCGAUGGAUCGUGAUGUCAAAAUGGCUGGUUUUGUAGCUUUUAAUGCUGAUUACCACGUUCCGAAACCUCAUCCACCUAAGAAUAACUAAGGAGGCCAGUAGCUAGUAGAGAAGUCCCAUGGGACACAAAUUUUGGUUCAAGUCUACCUUUACCUUUAUUUACGUUUUUCUUUUGCUUUUUCUCCCUCCUAAUGUUUACUAUCUUUGGUUUUGUAAGUGACAUUUAAAACAAGUACGGAAUGUCAUUAUACUUAGCUUGUAUGUACGCAAUA